Messenger RNA from Mesorhabditis belari, 765 nucleotides. NCBI's taxonomy places the organism in Eukaryota, Metazoa, Nematoda, Chromadorea, Rhabditida, Rhabditidae. The record is from the annotation of a GenBank genome assembly.
UAUUUCGAGAUCGGAAUCGCUGAGAACAGCAAGACGCCGCAGAAUUGCCUCAAUGUGAAAUACCCCAAACUACAUCUUUCAACAAUCCAUCUCGAACGCGGCACAACUUUGGGGAACCGUCCAGCUAUCAUUAAUAUCAGCGGUUUUGCCGGUAUUUCUGGCGGAAGUAACACUGUCAAAAGUCAGCGUUUGAUUCCCUGGUCUCUGGGCGGUGGAUAUACGAUGGGAGACAGUUUACUUGAAGGUUUCACAGCCACAUGGUACUAUGGAUUCAGAAGUUUCCUAAAAGAAGUCUGGGCCGAGUACUGUGACUUCAAAAUUGUGUUCGCCGGGCACUCAAUUGGUGCGUGCGUGUCGCAAAUGUUGGCCUACGUGACGGUGCGUGGAGAAUACUGGGAAAAAGAUCUUGUCUCAUAUUAUGGAUACGGAGCGCCGAGAUGUGGAGAUCAGGAUUACGCGGCUGUUUUCGAUCAAACCGUCCCAAACGCAUAUCGCAUCAACUGGAACUCGGACCCUGUCGUUAACUUAGCCGCGAAUUCGUGCCCACGAACGGUCGACCCGGUGCUCGGAGCGGAUCCCUCGUGCUGGUUCCAUUGUUGUACAGCCAUCAAGUACAGCUCUGGCGGCGUUCCGGGAACCCCGUGCACGAUUGAUGACAGUGCGACGUGCACAAGCGGUGGCAAUCAACUGUUGAACUCGGGUGAUCACACCGCCUAUUACGGUGUCACAUCCGCCAACUCCUACAAUCCGAACACGCUAACUUGU